This is a messenger RNA of Babesia bigemina, 747 nucleotides long. RefSeq lists its product as hypothetical. The record is from RefSeq and is a predicted model, not a curated record. Bases 1 to 747 code for a protein of 248 amino acids. The transcript is spliced from 5 exons. NCBI's taxonomy places the organism in Eukaryota, Apicomplexa, Aconoidasida, Piroplasmida, Babesiidae.
AUGCACGGCCCAGCCUCCGCUGCGGGCCAUGUCACUGCCGCUGCAGCGACGAAUAACCGCGCGGAAGGGCAGCCCCAAGGCAACGGGGCGACCGCAAAGGCCGAUGAUCAGUGGCAGGCAAUGUGCGAAGAGGAAAUCAGGAGUAAGGGGCUGCAGCUGCGCGGAGAAUCCCUCCCCAACAUCUCCGACAUCAAAAUGACCUACCGAGAGGCAUGGCGCACGGGCAAACAAGGCUGCCUAGGGGUGAAAAGGAACCUCUGGGACCCGCACCUCUUCUCCGGCACGUGGUACUUCGUUUGCGACGGCACCGACCCCAACAACUUCCUGGUGCUGCACGCGCACAACGCGGAGCAGAAGGGGAAACAGGUCGUCAUCAGCAUGUGGGAGCUCAUAGACGGGUACUGGGUCGGGAACAAAUGCCGCGUGCUCUACCAGCCGAGGAACGAGGACGGCAGCAUUGCCUCGUCGGCUACGAGGACCAUGGUCAUCGAGGGGUUCGCGCGCGAAUUCUACAUGGCGAUGAUCAAGUGCAUCCACGAGAGCCAGGUCCGGCUGCAACUCAUGCAACUUGAGCUCAAGAGCCUGCAAGACCAGUUCAGCCGCAGCAAGGCCUCGCGCUGCAAGGCGGCUGCCCCGAGGGUCAAGCGCACCAGCGUGAAGUACUCCGCCGCAAGCCUCGUCGCCGCCGGGCUCAACAGCAGCGCGCUGGUGUACGAGGCCGCCAAGUUGAAACACGCGCGCGGCUGA